AUGCCGUCGCGGCGCAGCCAUACCAAGUCCCGGAAAGGGUGCUUGGAAUGUAAAAGGAGACAUGUGAAGUGCGACGAGGAGCUGCCCAAGUGUACGCUUUGCAAGAAGCGCAAAUUGGAAUGCAGCUAUCCGCCUUCGCAAAGCGAUCUCGAUAGCUCUCACGGCUCUCCCUCUGCGCGGGAUGGUUCCGAGACCGGUCCGCGGACCCCAGGCGAUCUGCCCAUGCCCGCGCGCAUGCUGGAGAUGAGACUGAUGCACCACUAUCUAAUGUCUACCUACCAUACUCUUGCCCAAGAUGGACUGUCUGCACAUCAUCUGUCCAUGAGCAUUCCGCAAAUGGCCACGUCAUUUCCAUAUCUGCUUGACAGUCUGCUUGCCAUGACUGCAUUACAUCUCGCUUCGCUCGAGGCCGAAAAUCGCAUGACAUGGCUGGAUACCGCUGUGCGAUAUCAAAGUCAAGCGUGCGCAGGCCUUGGAAAGAUUCUUCCUGAAAUCUCAUUACAGCAUUAUGAGCCGGCGUUUGUGUCGUCGGUUUUCAUCAUGUUAUUUGCGAUUGGGUUUCACGCAACGUCGGCCGACAAUGGCCCUGGAGAUCCGCUGUCGCCGGUAUUGGAGGUUCGCACGUUGCUCUCUGGUGCUGCGAUGCUCUUCAAUCGAUUCAAUGAAGUGGGAUCUGACGGGGAGCUGAGUGGCUGGCUUUGCAUUCCCGAGACAGAAGAGCGUCUCAAGGCAAGCAAGCAGGAUGGUGAUGGUGUAUCCGACGAUAACACUGAAAAACUACUGAAUCUCCACAAAGAUAUAAUGGUCUCGAUCGAGAAACUGAAAAAGACAAUAGACUCAGAACAAAGAGUGCACCAGGCAGUCUACAAGACAACCUGGGAACUCCUGAACCACGCAAUCCAACCCUGGCCGAAGAUCGGCGCUCAAGGCGGGAUCAUCGCCUGGCCUCUCUUCAUCACCGACCAGCUCCUUUCACUUCUCCAGGAGGGCGACUGGCUCGCUCGCAUCCUCUUCAUGCACUGGGGAGUGGCUAUGCGCCUCUUAUAUAAUCGCUGGUAUGUGCGUGAUUGGGGCCGACAGCUGGUACUUGCGACAUUGGAACCUAUGAAGGAACCCCCGCCUAAAUGGAUAGAGGAGGUAGCGUGGAUUAAAAGGGCAGCUGAAAUAAAAGAUUAA
Molecule: messenger RNA, 1176 nt
Organism: Penicillium argentinense
Lineage: Eukaryota; Fungi; Ascomycota; Eurotiomycetes; Eurotiales; Aspergillaceae
Exons: 4
Coding region: 1-1176 (391 amino acids)
Biological process (GO): regulation of transcription by RNA polymerase II
Molecular function (GO): zinc ion binding; DNA-binding transcription activator activity, RNA polymerase II-specific
Source: RefSeq, a predicted model, not a curated record